AGCCGGCCUCCCCGUGGUGCUGAGCAGCGUCACUUAUUCGGUGUCGAGAGGACUGAACGCGCGUUGCGUUGUACGGUGGGACUGCUGGACUGUCUCCGGCUGAAAAAAAAACCAACGAUGUGUGCCGACCGUGACCUGUACCUCCGUGUGACCAUGAUCACUGGCGUUGACAAAAGCUGUCGCUUACGAACAUCUUUGCGCUGACCUUCUCGAAUAACCUAAAAAGAAAGUACGCCCUCGCAGUUUCAGCAGCGAAGGACAGUUUAAUAUCUUGUAUAUAUACAUCGGCAACGCGAGUAGAUCCAGCAGCUUUCAACGAGCGCGGCAUCUGUACGGAAAGUGCCUAAAGGAGGUAAGGCGUGCGUGCGACGCUGCCCCGAGCACUUAGUUCAGUCAGUAUUGUUUCCUUUCCUUUUCUUUUUGAAGCUACCGUAUUUUUUUUUUCGGGACGCGCAACACUCGCGAGAAUUUGUGCAAGCCGCCUGACAAGGACCAUGAGCAAGUUGCGUCACCCCAAGGGCCUGCCGUCCGAGGACGAGGACAGUGGUCGAGGCUCGGUGGACAGCGGCCUCAUAUGCCACGAUUCGCCCGAGCCGGGUGCUCGCGAGGGCUGGCUCAGCGACGUCGCCUCGGCGAGCCUGCCCGACGAAGAACAGCCGUGGCUGAGCGGCGUGUCGCCAGACUACGACAAUGUGGCGUCGCCCGGUGGAAGCAGCACGGCUUCGGGACCGGUCUACGUGCGGACGCCCGGCUUCGAGCACCACGGACACUCCGUGACCGCAACUGCCGCGGCUUCUGGCGCGGUUACCGGGCCAGGGGUGUCCGAGAAGAAAGCGGCCGCCAAAGGAGGGAACAAGUCGACCGGACUCCGCAAGGGCAGCGUCAUCAGCGUCAACGACGUCAGCGCGUUGAACGAAGGACGCUCCGUCGCGACGCGAGUCAGAGCGAAACCCAAGAAAGAGCCGCUGCCGAUGAAACUUCGCGCGCUGCCGCAGUCGUUCUGGCAGCAACCGGACGAGACGAGCGGAGUGUCGCCGGCCAUCGUGAUGCCCGUGCUGCCACCGCUCUUCAAGCACGACACCCAGGAAGACCUCACAGCGGUCCGUCCUCUGACUCCCCCCGAAGGGUCCGGAGAGCGUAGGCCCCGGUCUCCAGAGCGGGUGGUGCGAGUCAAGAACACUGAGCUUCUCAUGCGGCUCUUCGACGAGGUUGACCCGGAGCGGAGACCCAUGGCGCCCGUCGUCAAAAGGGGAAGGCCGAAGAAGCCUCCGCCCGCUGCGAUGAGCCGCUCCCUACGCGGCGACGACCCCUGCAUGGUGAACGCGGCCACCGAGGCCCUGCUUCCGCUGCUGCCGUUCGGGUCGCGCGCGGCGGGCGGUCAGCGCGGGCAGCCGGGAAACUCCAUGGCAGCCGCUCUGGCAGCGCACCACCAGCAACACCCACCCACCGUCACCAUGGUGACGCUCAAGGACGGCGACAAGACGGUGUCUCUACCGUCGCUCACCGUCGACCACAACUACCCGCAGGUGCUGUCUGAGCUAGUCAUGCGGCUGUGAUCGAAUCAAGAGGUGAACUGAGCACCCAUCGUUUGAUCCUGCAUCGUCGACCACGGUGUUCGUCGACCACGGUGUGUCUCCAUCGCCCACCACCAGAUGGCACGUUUGUGUCGAGGCACUACUGGUUCCCACCGUCCAUUUGCGCGGAGUCUCGGAUGUGGUCGUCUUCGCGAGGACCACAUCAGUCUUUGGCUAUCGAUUCUCGUGAUUGAGAGAGAUCCUCGCGAGAGCCUUGAAGUUUUGUAUCUAUUGUGUGCACCAGAGCUCUUUCAUCGCACGGACUGCUGAAGCCGAUUAUGUAAUUAAACCGCGAGAUAAUCGCUGCUAUCGCUCAGCAACUAUGUGCUCAUAGAGAGGUCAUGCGUACGAUUACCGGCCGCAGCUGUCGCAUUCUAACGAAAACUGCGCAGAAACAAAAACGCGCACUCGUGCACUUAUAGUCUGAGCUGCUGCAGACUGAGGAUUUUCAGGCGGUCUUAAAUUAUUACUAGCCAUAUAGCUACUACAGCAUCCCUACUGCGGCAUCCAUGUGAUUCUUUGGUGCUUCUAACCGACUGAAUAAGUCAAGAUUAAAUCAAUCAAUGAAAUUGAUAUGUGCUUGAUUUUUCGCAAAUCCUGGCAUCAUCUUUGAGCAGUGAAAUGAGCUGGCAAUAAGCACGUCCUGUUAACAGCAGAACGAUAAGACAUCACAGGUUUCUUGCCUUGCUCAUAACGGAUCAUAUACGUAUGUCAUUCCACGAUUCUGGCAACUGGUAUGAUUAAAGAACUCUGGUGCACACAAGAUCUCAUUCCUGGUGCGUCUGGAAAACGUGCCUUUUCUUUUUUACGCCUUAGGCGUUUCUUCUUGUUGAAUCGUAAAUGUUAUCCGGUGGUUCGGGACAUCAAGGUGUGUAGCUAUGGAAAGAAUCGCAGAAGGAAAUCAAUGUUGAGACACCGAUGCUCGAAUAGAUGUAGUGUUCCCUAACCAAGUCAUUAUCAACUAACAGUUCUUACAGUAAUAAUUAUUCUAAGCCAUGACAUUACGCUUGCAGUGUUACUCAACGACUUUCUUCACUACGAUUAAUUAUUGUAUCUCAAGUUUGUCGAAUGAUUUUCUGGGCCAGCAUAGUUUGUAAUAGUUUCUCAACAAUUGCAGUAAUGUACGACGUUCAGUACUUCCGUGAGCAUAGCUUGUAACUUAAAAUAAAAAGAAAUCACCCUCGUCAUCGCUGUCAGAAAAUGGAGACGAGUUUACCGCGACAUAAUGAGAACCGAAAGUAGAAACGGAAUUUGCUUGUCUUAAAAUUUAUAGCGUGAUUCUGAACACCUGUAAGGUUUCGCUAAGUUCUUAUUAGCUUUAUUUUUGUAACCAGUAUAAAGAACAUACGUAGUCUACAAAGAUAACAAAAAACAACAAGUAUUUGUCUUGGAAAGUUACGCUUGCCUUUGAGAUGAAGGUGAUUUAUCAAAGCGGCGUUGGUAUUUUUUUUGCAAAAACUAUAUUUUCGUAGCAAAGUUAAAAGAAUCUGACAGAUUUCGUAGCAGAGAGAUGGAGAGAUAGCCUGUAAAAACUUAUUUCAUUAUAUUAAAAAAAAGAAAAUGACUUCGCUUUGAUUUUACAUCACCGUUUGCUAUUGGUGGUUAUCAUAACUAUAACCAUCACUCGUAACUUCGGAGAGUCAUUAUCGUCGAGGAAUGAGUUUUUUUGCAUAUUACGUGGGUGCCUUAAUUUAUAUCAUGAAACUUACGUCUUGAAGACAGGUCGACCUGCUUCAGCUGGUUGGCGAAUCCUUUUAUUUAACACAAUGCACGCAAGCAAAUUACUGUUGGCAAUGCGAGCUAAUGGCUUUGUUCAGGUCCCCCUUAAAUAUACCCCGACCUGUCUUUCUCAAAUUCACAUUUGAUCCUCUCAUGAUCAAUGCUAUUCAAAUAGCAGCGAAACAGCAGCUCAGCGUGGUUGGCUUUCUUGCGAUUCUUGACUCAUCACUUUGACUUGCUGUUGAAACUCGCAACUGUGUCAGUAUUAUCCUUUACAUUCCUGUAAAUAUCAUAGGAAGUGAUUUGUGUGUUUUGACGUGUUGCACAAAACCAAUGUCCAUGACAUUGAACGUUGAUCGUGCACUUAUUUAAGCGCACCUUUCCUCUCUUCCAUUUCUUUUUAAUUUCUAUUCACAUUUUACCUUUCCCUCGCCUCUGUACUUCGUCUGCUGCUGUACACGUCAUUUGAAAAGCAAAAUGUCAUAUGCUUAGAUCGACUUAGAUUGACUUAAACCUGGUCGUUGUUUAUUGUUUCAUCGUGACUUGAUGGCGAUACGUAUAAUGGUGCUAUAAUGGUGCGAGUCAAAUACCGUGGUAGAAAUGCUUAGUACCCGGACGCCCUUUUGGUUGCCGGCCUCGGCGACUCGGUUCCGAAAAUUCCUGCAUACUGAGCCUUCGUAGCACUAUAAAUAGACACUAGUGAAAAAGAAUAAGGUGAACAUAUGGUCUUUUUUUCGUAAGAAAGGUGGAAUUUUUUAAAAGUAUUAUUAUUAUUAUUGUUGGCUUACACCCAGGGACCCGUGCCCUGGCGCGGAUACCUUAUUUGACAACAUUCUUUGUAAAAAGGAAGUUUAUUUGUCACCGCGAAGAUAUAUUUCGAGACAAACACGGCCAGAGCGCACUGGUUGUUUCGUUCUUUGCUGUGAACUUGCUUCUAAUGCGCUUCGCUGAGAGAGAAUGUUAAAGUCAGUGUAGAGAGAGGUUAAUUGCUAGAGCGCUCUGUCGUUUCUGUUGGAGAAGGCAGAAAAGAAAGUGCAUGCACUUCUAGAAGGGAGAAAGUAUUUCUGGUAGUUACGCGGCAGAACACCGCCAUUCCAUUAAUUUGACUGCAGGAAUGAACUGGUUUAACCUCGGAGGUCUCUGCUCAGAAAAUGCAGAGUCAUUCCUCUCGAGGCGUACCGUGUUUUGCCACGACCUGCCAAGGAAGCACUGAAGCAGCAGCGAAGGACAAUUAGGUAGUGGCGGUGACGAUUCUGAGUAUUAAAUUGAGGAUGAGUAAUAUAGCCACCCACCUGCCACGUAUAUGGCGUGGCAGUGUAAUACGAUAAGCGCAGUUGUGUCUCCUAUAUUGGCUCUACACUCUGCGCCAAAAAAAAAGUAAAAAGCUGGACUGGACAUAUAAAUCUGUGUGGUAUUAUAUCGUGGAUGCUUCUGGAAAUUUAUCGAGCACUCUUUUCUUGUAUUCAUAUUUCCGGUCUAUGUCCGGUAUACGUUGGAGGGCCUCGGCUACAUCUUCUAUUACGAAAAUUAUUCGAAUUAUGGAAAUCACAGAAAUUAUGGACAGUUGUUGCUGCUGACUGCUUUUACACUGCUCCUUCAGGAUUUCUUGUUAGGUCGUGGACUUCAGUGGCAGCUUCAAGCUCUUCGCCGAAAGAGCUUCAUAGAGAAGCUUGCCAACAUGGUUGAAAAUCAUUGUGAAGCUGUAGAGAUAACUAUAUGUAGCAGCAAGCCGGAGCUAAUAUUUGCUGGUGAUGUACAGUGUUGCUAACGAUACUUACGCGAUUAGCUCAGCCGGACCUGUUGAAAGCGAAAGCUUGCCGUCCUUUGCUGCGGGCAUGGCAUGACACGACAAGAAUUUUAUUCGAGUCCUGAGGAACUGAGAUCUAGGGGCACUUGUUUAUUCUUUUCCCCAAAGUCUCCUGCUGCGUCGCACCUUUUCUUGAUCCUUCAAGAAGUUUCAAAGCUACCCCCUCUUGUAGAACUCGAUCCUUUUGAACUUUCUGAAGACCGUGACACACUGCGACGCUUUCUCUGUCGACUUUAAUUUCUCUGCGAAACGUAUUGCCCUAAAGAAAUCCACACAGAGAGAAAAAGUGGUGAUGUUCUAAAUCUGGCAUCUUCAGACGAAGCCGGUUCCUGAGCGCACACCAUAUUGGACGCGCCGAGAAGUCUCGGACGAGUCUCUCGGGGUGUCUUUUUCGUUCUUUCUUUUUUGCUUGCAAAAAAAAAAAAUUCACGACCGCAUCGAGAGAAAAUGGGAUGUGAUGGACGACAGCUUUUGUUUCAAGCGCUUGCAAUGAUGCAGGAUGCAACAUGCACACGAAAUGGCAGCCAGUCAUUGCAGAUCGCAUAACGCCGUGCUGUACUAAGCACGUGAUUCUAAAUCUUUGCGGGCCUUCGUACAAGAAGUCUGCUUUGUACAGUUACGAAUGGUCUGUCUCUGUCUCUGGUCUGUUACGCUGUCUUUUCCUCUCCCGUGUUUUUUCGCUGCUAAUUUACCAUAUAAAAUGCCGAGCCACCCAUAGCCCGAGUUUUCAACCUGGUCAGCUCAUGUUUUAUACAAAAUAACUAUUUAAAAAAUUAUCGUACAAAAUAUUUCUUGGUUAUUUUUGGUACGUCUGUCAUAUACUUAAUCGAUUUCGCCAAAUUAAUUAUUACGACCUACGUUCGUGUUGCCCGCAGUGAUCGUGCAGAUCAAUCAACCGCUUUGGAAACGCGCCGACAUGCGCCGAGCUGCAAGCUAUCAAUUUCGAGUCGACAAGGACCGGGGUUUGUCGCAGUGCGGUAGCCACUUAGCGAGAAAAAAAAAUUUACUACGCGGUAAGAAAAAUCGAAUCGAUCAAUACCUCCCCGUUGCCUUAUGUGGUCGUCACAACGGAACCGCACGCGGGUCUAUUGAAAACGCCGCGCCUGACCUACCUUAAUGACAAGGAGCGCAUGUGAUCGUCCCAGCUGUGGGAUCACAACACAUUCAAUGCAGGUGUGUUCCGCACAGUUUCUCGAACGUUGGUUUUUGACUCCGAGUUCUCGACAACACGUCGUUUAUCUGCACAAAUUGUUCGCACUUUUCUUUUUUUUUUUUAGUGACAGCAUCAACUUCCCUACCCGAACAUGUCUGCUUGGCGUCCAUGUAGCUCAUGAGAAGUGACGUACCUUGACGUUAGUGUGUUAUUGCUUGUUAAUUCUGUUGUCAAGAGCUGCUUGUGAUUUUCGUUGUUGACUGGUUGUUUGAAUAGUCAACCUUUACAUGUUUGUCGUUCUGUAACUGUGAUUUAAUAAACGGGGCCAUCGAGCUUCA
Molecule: messenger RNA, 6591 nt
Organism: Dermacentor albipictus
Lineage: Eukaryota; Metazoa; Arthropoda; Arachnida; Ixodida; Ixodidae
Source: RefSeq, a predicted model, not a curated record